AUGUUCACGCAAAGCUCGUACUCCGACUACAAGAGGUCGACGACGUAUCUCAUAUAUUGGCUGUCCCAAGCGUCGAACACUGUCAUCGAAUGUCUCCCGAACACGCAGCAAGACGACUCUGUCGCCGAAGUCAAUACGACAGGUCAAGUGUCAUGCAAAGAGCUGAUCACCAUGACGAAACGUGUCGCUGCCAAUCUCCAUGAGGAGGUCCCUUCCACAAUCUUUCGACUGUUCCGCUCUGUCAUCAAGGCACGCUCAGAAGCAUAUGAGAUGUUCCGAGAGUUGGCAGCUACUCACGCAGAUGAGAAGAUGGAAGAGAGCAAUAUCUCUCACAAACACUUUAUCGACAGACUGGACGAGGCCUUCGCUAUCCUUGGAGGAGAAGCCUGGAUGGCAAAGCAGCGAGCCGGUGAUGAGGAGGUCGAAGAUCGGGAGACUAUCGAGCGCAUCAUCUUCACCAAUCCUUUCUCCGCACUCAUAACAGAACUCUCGGCCGACGAUCCAAGCGAUUGUGACGACGACCAACUUCUACAGUCGUCCAGAUCCCGCGCCAAGAAGACAUUUGGGAAAGGCAAACGAGGUCAGAAGAGGAAGCAGAAGACUAAGUCAACCCCAACGACCAUCAGCGAAGGGAUCGAUCUGAAAGACAUACCCUUGGAAAGUUUUCGCAUCCUUGAUGGACCCGAGGACCUGAUCACAGACUACUACAUCGCUGUCACAUACAUUAUCGACGAAUGGCAGAAACUUCGUGCAUUCAUCCACGAUCAAUGGUAUUUUGUGACUCACAAGGACCUAAACAGCGCCAUUGCAGGCACUUUGUCGUGUUUGGCUAUCGGGAUGGUUCGAAGGACGAUGGCAACUAUUUUCAUCGAAUUCCCCAGAGAGCAAGACACUUAUGAAAGUAUCAUGCAGACCUUUACCAGAGGCGAUUUCAAGAAAGGUUUUUGCACAUCUGUGCUCUCUCCUGAUCCAGACGACAAACAUGUUGACGUCGCAGAAGCAAUCUCGAUGUAUGCUUAUCAAGAUCUCCAUGAUUUUCUUCUGGAUUACCAGAAGAAUCGUAAUGGGAAACCGACAAAACGCAUGCAAGCUCAUCUUUCAGACUGGGAUCCAAAACUUGACCUCUCUCAAGUUGAUAAGAAAGCCCGAAUUGCAUGGCGUCGUAGUUUCACGAUCAAUUGGCUGUAUGAUUUGGUCAACGUGCACUCUCACAACGUACGUCAGUCUCCUUACAUCAAGGUCGAAGGUGUUGCGCUUGAGGCGAUACCGUGGUCAUCUCAACACAGCUCAUUCGCGUGUGGUCAACUCCUGGGUGUCGAAGAAUUCGCAGGUGCCAUUACCACCCUGGCAAUGCAAAAGCCUGGUACCAACCUUGUGGCUAAGAUAGCAAUGUGGCUUGUCUUCCAACUGCAAUGUAUUGUCGAUGCAACCACUGUCUCGAGAGGAUGGUCGUUCAUGAUGUCAAAUCAGCUUCUUGAGCCGUCAUGUCCAAGUUACUCCCCCAGGCAAGAUAUUGAUGUCUUUCUAGGAGAGACCACAGAAAUCUUCGAGGGAUUUCACUGGGGAGCACGAUUGAGCUUAAUCAACCUUGAAAAGGAUGCUGUGGAGUUCGGCAACCCUGCCAGGUAUAGUUCUGCACGACAUGGGCUUGACCAUUUUUCCACGUACAUUCGAAUUUGGCUUGGAGCUUCAAAACAUGUGUUGUCCUGGAGUGGCGUGCCUUCAAGAUUUGCGGAGCAUGAUUCUAAUGGACUCUGGAAUUAUUCACCGUUUCUUUGCGGCACUGGUCUUAUGGAAGCGUUAGAGAUCACAUACCGCGGCACUAUGAUCACCUGGGACAAAAUGUCCGAGCCUAUUGGCUUGCUGCAUCUUUAUAACAUGGCAUCACAGAAAGGAUACCUAACCAAUCAGAAGACGAUCUUCAAUGAUCUCACGACGUUAUUUGCGGAUUCGUUUUUCGAUCAAGGAAUCAUCCCUACCAGGAGGUUCGACCAAGCAUGGCGGCAUAGGACGCAGGACGUUCACACUCGCCCCCUCAGGAUGCAACGUUCAGAGGCUGCGAGAGCAGCGAGAUGCGGCAGAGAUUUUCAUUCAACCCUCAGCUUGGAUCACAACCUCUACUUUCGCCGAAGAUCGAACCUACUCUUGUACCGUGAAGCCGAUUGGGACCCUGAGCGUAUUCCAGAGAGUUCCAUGGAGCCUCGUACGGCACUGGGUCGCGUCCGUAUACAUCAGACCAAACGAGUGGUGGACAUCGAAACCGGUGCGAUGACUUACGAAAAAACCGAGCUCAUCAAGCGUGCCAUCGCACAAGGCGCGACGAUCGACUCCCUGUCGACUUUCCGCAAACAUUACUCGACUUCAUGUGGAGAUAAAGGAGCUACCGAGAUUCAGCCAUCGGGAUCAGACCUGAACACAAGAACUUGGUCCUCUAGCACCAGAAAGUUUGGCGACGCGAGCAAUGGUGGACAAACGCCCUCUGGUCUAGAACUUCUAGAGAUAAUCUCUGUUGAUAUUGAACGAGAUAUCAGUGGCUGUCGGCCAGUCACAGGCUUGAAUUACCUGUGGAUAACCUCAAUGAUGCUGGAAGUUUACGUUGAAUGGGAACGAGAUCUGAAAAGUGCUCGCAAUCCUCUUCACAUGCGGGUAUUCGGAAAGCCCCAACAGCAAGGUAUAGACCUGAGAGCAACACUCACGCGUUUCGUCCUCGAGGAAAGGCCAGGCUAUGAAGAAUGCUUAAAGGUUCUAGCCGAGGUGAUUGGCAGAAUAGGUUCCAGCCGUUUAGAGUUCAUAUGCUGGCAAAAGACGAGCAUCAUGCAAGGCUUGACUUGCUGUGGUCGCAUUGAGAGGGAUUCGCAUAAAAAGGUCGCAGAGCAAACUGGAAUAGAGAAGGCCAAGGAUAAGACUAAUAAAGACGAGAAGACCGGAGAGAAGACUAAGGGCAUGAUGGGUGGAGAUGAUGACACUGGAGAUGGUACAGAGAGAUGA
Molecule: messenger RNA, 2988 nt
Organism: Aureobasidium pullulans EXF-150
Lineage: Eukaryota; Fungi; Ascomycota; Dothideomycetes; Dothideales; Saccotheciaceae
Exons: 1
Coding region: 1-2988 (995 amino acids)
Source: RefSeq, a predicted model, not a curated record